This is a messenger RNA of Frankliniella occidentalis (western flower thrips), 2113 nucleotides long. RefSeq lists its product as uncharacterized. The transcript has 4 exons. The record is from RefSeq and is a predicted model, not a curated record. NCBI's taxonomy places the organism in Eukaryota, Metazoa, Arthropoda, Insecta, Thysanoptera, Thripidae. The coding region runs from base 1130 to 1774 and encodes 214 amino acids.
CGGAUGAUCCGACAAUUAUUGGGCUAGUUUUCGUCAAUGACAGUUAAGGGCAAGGAAUGAUCGCGAACACACACGUCCGCGUUUUACCGGCGCCCGUGUAUAUGCUAUAGGCGACGCGCUGACACGGAAAGGGUAUGGGUUCUGGCGUUUUAACGCUGCGCAGGGAACGGUAAUUUGUUUUGAUCUAGAAAGUAAGUAUACAUACGGUAUACGGUUCUAUCGUUGCGAGAGCUCGACGCCUGCGAGACUCGGGGUAGGCCACCCCGCAGUACACGCGCGCACCACAGACGGGGUGUUGCCUACACAUCGGGCGCCAUGAGACGUUGCAUUGGCUGCACUUUGCACCCUUUCGCAACGGCAGGGGGAGCGGGACGCACCGUAAGGAUGACCCAAGAGCGAUAAUUCAAGUAAGAGAAUGAGUUUAUUCAUUGGCACAAAAUUUGUUAUGCCAGAAUGUAUUCGCAGAGCUUUUAACAGUGCGGGAUCUCAUGUAACACUCGUUCGUGUAGCACCUCCGUCUCACGCGAGGCAAACGAAACAUAAUAUACAGGAUCACUGUCAAACGUAGAGUGGCGGGUUUUCUUGCCCGAAUAGAGCGACGUAAAAAUGGCUUCAUCGCUCUGUUAGAGCGAUACUUCCGAAAACGAAUCAAAAUGAGUCUGAUUUGUAACUUGAAGAGUCGCGAAACUGACUCCAAGAGAGCGAUGUUAAUCAAUACCGCUACCGCAGGAGUCAUAAAAUCGGAUUCACAACCUCGCUCUAUUUGGAUCGAAUUUGCUUACUCCUUUACUUGCAGUGAUGGGGGCGAUUUGCCGAAUCGUAGCCUGGUAGACAAAAAUGGGAAGGGUUUUUGAACCAAGACAGGACGCAAUAUUGUGAGCGCACAUCGUUUUGCACGAGACAAAUAACUCUCCCAGUCUGUUGUAUGGGACAUUUUGUUAGGAACCGGGCUUAGUCCAAAAUCCCAAUCGCGUUUCUUUCUGGGGGACAAUUUUUUUUUAUUUUUAAACUAUUCCCCACCACCUAGCUGCAAAUUGGACCACUGCAAAUCUCGCCAUCAAUCUCUCGUUAACACGCCAGCACGGAGUACUCGACCCGCCACGCGACAUAUGGUUGGCGCACUUGGGUCAUGGCCCUCACAGAGGAGCAUGCCGUCGACUGCCGUCGAGGCUCGGCCUCGGGUCCCGCCAGGAUGCCGUUGGUGCUCGUGGCACUCGCACUCAUCGGUCCGACCGGCGUCCCCGGCAAAGCCAUCAACGGUGUCCUGGGCCCGUUCAUAGCCUACACCGAACGCUUUUACUUGUGUGAACCGAAUGAUCGGCCUCUUCCGUGGAGAUGGCAGUUUCGUACCACUCACUUUAACCCAGCGAAACCGAGAGACGUGCAACUACUGACCGGUAAUAUAACGGGUGUAAAUGUUACUUUCGAUAACAAACAGUGGGUAAGAGUAAUAAUAGAUGUUUGGUCCAAUAACCAAUGGAAAGAAAACGCUUUUAUCUUCUAUUUUAAGAACAAGGGAUGUAUGUCUCUUAGAGAAAAUAUCCCCAGUCUUUACCAGCAUAUAUUUAAGAAGAGAGAAACUAACAACGUGUGCCGUCACCAACCUGGAGUUUACGAGGUCAAUAACGCCCCAAUCGAGUGGGUUUUUCCACAUUUUCCAGUCGCAUUUUAUGGACGCUAUAGGUUCAAACUCAUGGUUGGCCUAGCUGACGUCUUACACGCAUGCUUGGCAGUAGAUUGUGACGCUAUUCCUAAAGGCGUCGGAGUGGACUAGCCCUGCAGUGGAGGUAACAUGAACACUUCCGCGGCACCUUUUGGGUCAAAUGUAGUCAAAUAUAUACGAAACGACGCACAACCGUUGCGGUAUUGGGACCUAAUUUGCUCUCGAUCGGUGGCCCGGAGACCGCGACGCGCCCUGGAGAUGUCAAACUCCAGGAGAGGAUCGCUCUCCAGCGGCGUCGCGGCAGAGAAGGCCCUGGAAUUAAUUAUUCGCAGGGACAGCUGUCCGAGCGGGCCGGGCCGGGGCCGGGCGGGCGGUCCCGGGGGAUCUGGUCGGAUCUGGGCAUCAUGGCGGCUGCUGGAAGGCUGCUGGAGGGCUGCUCGUGGGGUUGUG